CGGCGAGCAGCGUUUGUCUUGAAGAAAUCGCAAACAUCCAGACAUGGUGAAGCAGACCAAGGCCAAAACUUUCCAGGCCUAUCUGGACUCCUGUCAUCGUCGCUACAGCUGCGUCCACUGCCGGGCACACCUGGCCAAUCACGAUGACCUCAUUUCUAAGUCCUUUCAAGGCAGUCAAGGACGAGCCUACCUGUUCAAUUCUGUGGUGAACGUAGGUUGUGGUCCAGCUGAAGAAAGGCUGCUGCUUACUGGUCUUCAUGCUGUGGCUGAUAUUUAUUGUGAGAAUUGCCACACCACACUGGGCUGGAAAUACGAGCAGGCCUUUGAGUUGAGCCAGAAGUAUAAGGAGGGCAAGUUUAUAAUUGAAUUAUCUCACAUGAUUAAGGAUAAUGGCUGGGACUGAAGCUUUGUAUUUAACUUGCUGUCACCGCUUGCAGCUUCUUCAAGAUCGACAUGAAAUAUGCUUUUUUUUAUUUGUAUAUAUAUAUCCAUUUAUGAUGUACAUUACUAUUGUGAGCACCUUUUUCCACACUGAUAUCCCAAUGCACCAGUUUUUCAGAGAGGGGGUCUUGGGUUGUUUUGUUUGUAUAUUUUUUUACAUGUGUGUUUGUGUGCGAGGCAUGCUUUAGAGAAGCUGUGCUAAUAUCUUAUGAUCCACUUAAAUCCAGUUUUGAAGAUUUCUUGAUUUUUGUUGGGAUUUUGACGUUAGCCCUCAAAUUCUCCAGAUUAAGUGCAAUUGAUGAGGUUUGGACGAUAUAUGAUCAAAUUUGAAGAUCCUUUUUUUAUUCGAAUCGUUUUUACUUUAGAGAACGAGUUUUUUUGAACGAGGUAGUGCAAGUUUAAUUUUUCUGUGUAUGUGUGUGCGCGUGUGUGUGCGUGCGUAUGUGGCUUAGAGAGGAUUAUGUGCAAUAUGUGUGAGUGAGAGUUUAUUUAAAGGAUGAUUCAUGCCUCCAAAUUCAGUUCUUUCGGUUGAAUUCAUCUUUUAAUUUACCAAGUCGCUGAGGGAUCCCGACUAAUGAACAUCUGCUCAUAAGUUUGUGUAAGCGAACAGGCUUAUUGGCUAUAGAAGAGAUUGUCCACAGUCGACUGAUGUUCUUAAAGACACUUUAGUUACAGCUGAUAUGAUGUCAUUGGGAUAUUCAUUUUUAUGUUUCUUAUUUCCUGCAUUUUGUGUAUGAAAAAUGUUGUAAUCUAACGUUGAGCAGCAUGUACAGAGACAUUGAUCUGAUCAUGUUAGAGCAGACAUGCCAUGCAGAUGUGUUAUGAUUGUGUAGCUGAGUAUUUCUUUGAAUGCUAAACCAUUAAAGUGUAUUACAUUAACCUGAAUUCUUUACAUUAAAGUAUGGGGUAAAUGGAAAA
Danio rerio (zebrafish) is the source of this 1359-nucleotide messenger RNA. It is a transcript of the gene ypel3, whose product is annotated as yippee-like 3. The record is from RefSeq and is marked provisional. Gene Ontology annotation, cellular component: nucleolus. NCBI's taxonomy places the organism in Eukaryota, Metazoa, Chordata, Actinopteri, Cypriniformes, Danionidae.